AUGAGUCAAGAAAGUAAAGAUAUAAGCUUACUAACUAUUAUACUCGACACAAAUCCGUCCCAAGGCAUAUUUAAAAAAUGUCCGCAGAUGUGGACACAAUGUGUAGAAUCUACAAUUGCAUUUGGAAAUGCACAUCUUAUGCAAAAGGCUCAGAACAAAUUAGCCGUGUUAGCUUGCCAUUCAACAUCAACGGAAUUUUUAUUUCCAAAUCCGAGAAAUCAGCUAGAUAUCAGGCAAGUUGAUGGUCAAUAUGAAGUUUUUACAAUGGUUGAGAAAACUGUUAAGCAAAAGCUUGCUGAAAUACUUCUGAAUGAAAAAACAAGUAAUCAUUCUCAAGAAUCCCUAUUGGCUGGUGCUAUGUCUAUGGCUUUAUGCUAUAUUGCUCGGGUUCAAAGAUCACUAGUCCCCGGCACUCGGAUGAACUCAAGAAUAUUAAUCAUAACUGGAAGUAGUCAUUACCUAGCAUCUCAGUACAUGACCUACAUGAAUGUAUUUUUCACAGCCCAUAAAUUAAAUGUUAUAUUAGAUGUAUGUUCAUUAGACAGUACGACCACGUUAAGUUUGUUGCAGCAAGGUACUGACAUUACAGGAGGCCAAUAUUUAACUUUACCACAAACUCAUUAUGAAGGACUUCUGCAGUAUCUUUUGUGGGUAUUCUUACCUGAACAGCCUGUGAGAUGUAAGUUAGUUCUACCUCCACCUGUUAAAAUUGAUUAUCGUGCGGCAUGCUUCUGUCAUAGAGAGUUGAUAGAUAUAGGUUUUGUGUGCUCCGUGUGUCUUUCAAUUUUCUGCAAAUUCAGUCCAAUAUGUACAACUUGCCAAACCGUGUUCAAGAUUCCCGCACCUAUUGGAGGAAAACCUAAGAAAAAGAAGAAAUAAUUGAAGAUAAUGUAUGAUAUGUAAAAUCUUCAAGAGCCUCUUCUGCAACAAGCAUUAACGGUGUUAAUUUUCUAUCUGUUAUUAUAUUAUUAGCCGCAGUUAAUGUUGUGAAGAUUUCUUCCUUUUUUAUAGGAAAUCCCAGUUUUUGUAA
Messenger RNA from Ctenocephalides felis (cat flea), 1030 nucleotides. RefSeq names its product general transcription factor IIH subunit 3-like. NCBI's taxonomy places the organism in Eukaryota, Metazoa, Arthropoda, Insecta, Siphonaptera, Pulicidae. Bases 1 to 879 code for a protein of 292 amino acids. Gene Ontology annotation, biological process: regulation of DNA-templated transcription; nucleotide-excision repair. The record is from RefSeq and is a predicted model, not a curated record. The transcript has 8 exons. Gene Ontology annotation, cellular component: transcription factor TFIIH holo complex; transcription factor TFIIH core complex.